AUUGAAAGCAACAGUCAGGAACUGUGUCUGCAAAGAUAAAGGUUGUUUUAGUUCCAAGGCUUAUUCACUGGAAACCAACACAUCUUCUUACACAGAGCUAAAUUGUCCUGCCUCUUUCUCCUGACCAUGUCACUAUACAAUAUUGCAUCCAUGAUUAUGCUUCUCCUCACAAGUACCAUUGGACAGAAAUAUCCUUUUAUGGACCCCUCACUGCCUUGGGAUGUCAGGGUGAAUGAUUUAAUUGAACGUCUAACGCUUGAAGAGAUGGUUUUACAGAUGGCGAGAGGCGGAGUGUUGCAGAAUGGACCUGCUCCGCCCAUCCCACGACUGGGUAUAAAACCUUAUUCCUGGAACACAGAAUGUCUAAGAGGGGAUGUCCAGGCUCCAGGCUGGGCCACUUCCUUCCCUCAAGCUCUUGGACUUGCUGCAUCAUUUAGUCCAGAACUGGUGGCAAAGGUGGCUAAUGCCACAGCAACUGAAGUCAGAGCUAAGCACAACUAUUUUAUGUCUGUUGGCAACUAUGAUGACCACACUGGACUCAGCUGCUUCAGUCCUGUGAUAAACAUUAUGAGGCAUCCACUGUGGGGAAGGAACCAGGAGACUUAUGGUGAAGACCCUUAUCUGAGUGGGCUUUUAGCCUCUGCUUUUGUGAAAGGAUUACAAGGAGAUCACCCUCGUUAUGUGAAGGCCAGUGCAGGAUGCAAACAUUUUGAUGUUCAUGGUGGUCCUGAAAAUAUCCCAGUCUCUAGGUUUAGUUUUGAUGCAAAGGUGGAGGAGAGAGACUGGCGCAUGACUUUUUUGCCUCAGUUUCAUGCAUGUGUUGAAGCUGGGACAUACAGCAUUAUGUGUAGCUACAACAGGGUGAAUGGGGUUCCAGCUUGCGCUAACAAGAAGCUGCUUACAGACAUCCUGCGCUCAGAGUGGGGGUUCAGUGGUUACGUGGUGAGUGAUGAGGGAGCCAUUGAAUUUAUCCAGAUGAUGCACAAUUAUACCAGCAGUUUCCUUGAGACUGCAGUAGCUGCUGUAAACUCCGGAUGCAAUUUGGAACUAGCAAUUAAUCUGGCAGAUAAUGUAUUUAUGAGAAUUGGAGAUGCAGUAGCAAGUGGUAACAUCACAAUUCAGAUGGUAAAGGAGCGGCUAUACCCUUUAUUCUAUACUCGUAUGCGGCUUGGAGAAUUUGACCCACCAGACAUGAAUCCAUAUAGCUCCCUGGACCUCAGUUCUGUACAAACCCAAGAGCAUCGAGAUCUUGCUGUGGAGGCUGCUAUCAAGAGUUUUGUCCUGCUGAAAAACAAGGGGAAUCUUUUGCCUCUGGAUUUGGAAAGCAUCAGAGGAAAAAAGAUUGGGAUAAUUGGUCCUUUUGCUGAUGACUCUAAUGCCCUUUUUGGAGACUAUGAACCUCAUCCAGAUCCCAAGUACAUCUCCACUCCCAGGAAUGGUAUUGGAAUCCUUCCAGUGCAGGUCAGCUUUGCUGCUGGAUGCAGUGAUGCCCAGUGUGAUACUUAUUCCCCCUCAGAAAUCAAGACAUUGGUGCAGUCUGUAGAUAUCACAAUUGUUUGUCUUGGGACUGGUAUAACCAUAGAGACUGAAGGUAAAGACAGGAGUGACCUCUCCUUGCCGGGCCACCAGAUUGACCUCCUGAAAGAUGCUGUAAGUUCAGCUGCAGGACGCCCUAUUAUACUGCUGCUAUUUAAUGCUGGACCACUGGAUGUUACUUGGGCAAAAAGCAGUGAUGGGGUUCAUGCCAUAUUGGAAUGCUUCUUUCCUGCCCAGGCUGCUGGGAUCGCCAUUGCUUUAACCCUAACAGGUCAAGGGGGCAUCAGCCCUGCAGGAAGACUUCCUUCAACAUGGCCAGCUGGAAUGGACCAGGUGCCCAACAUGGAAAAUUAUACUAUGCAGGGAAGAACAUAUCGUUACUAUGGCAACCAGGUGCCCCUGUACCCCUUUGGCUAUGGUCUUUCCUAUACCACAUUUCAGUAUAGUGACCUGGAAGUGUCACACAGCUCCCUGUCAAUAUGUGACAACUUACAUUUGUCAGUGCAGGUGCACAAUUCCGGCUCUAGGACAGGAGAGGAGGUGGUACAGCUGUAUAUGAGCUGGCAUGGUGCAUCUGUGCCUGUUCCACGUUGGCAGCUAGUGGGCGUUCAGCGGAUUAAUGUCCAUGUUGGCAGUGCUAUGAAGAUUGUAUUUUUAGUUCUACCAAAGCAGCGAGCAGUGUGGACUGACCAGUGGCUGCUUGAACCAGGGAACUUCUCUUUGUAUGUUGGCGGCCAACAACCUUUCCAAGAGACAAAAGCCCAAUCUAAUAUCCUACAAGCCAGUUUUACUGUAAAUGGUGCAGCACGGCCACUCUAUACGUGUUAAAGGGACAUUCAUUUCAAAAUCUAAUUCCCAUAAAAUAUUACAUUAAGUAAAAUAAAUCAGAAACCUUUACAUGAUGUGUAUGCGUGGGGUGCCCUGAGAAAAUUGCAAACCAUUUUUAAACUAUUUUUAUGCAAUGGAAUGAAAUACAAUGCUUCAUUGCUUAUGUAUACAAUGCAACUAUAAAAGAAAACAUAUGUAUGAAUAUUCUUUUAAAAGGGCAGUGCAAGCAGUUAAACAUCUCUCCACUAGGUGGCGAUAUUACAGCAGCAUAAACCCCUUAUACUGCACUGAUAUUACAAGAAUGCAACAAUGUAAAACGGAGGUGGCUGAUGCCAAAGACCAGAAAGCUUUUUUUGUUAUAGAUAUAAAAAAAGAGCAUUUGCAGCUAAAGAGUUUUCUUUGAAAAUAAAUUUGUUUACAUAUUCAACCAUU
This is a messenger RNA of Bombina bombina (fire-bellied toad), 2796 nucleotides long. RefSeq lists its product as uncharacterized. Gene Ontology annotation, biological process: arabinan catabolic process; xylan catabolic process. Gene Ontology annotation, cellular component: plant-type cell wall. The record is from RefSeq and is a predicted model, not a curated record. Gene Ontology annotation, molecular function: alpha-L-arabinofuranosidase activity; xylan 1,4-beta-xylosidase activity. The transcript has 15 exons. Lineage: Eukaryota; Metazoa; Chordata; Amphibia; Anura; Bombinatoridae. The coding region runs from base 127 to 2364 and encodes 745 amino acids.